Ooceraea biroi (clonal raider ant) is the source of this 1211-nucleotide messenger RNA. RefSeq names its product Elongator complex protein 5 (gene Elp5). Gene Ontology annotation, biological process: tRNA wobble uridine modification. Lineage: Eukaryota; Metazoa; Arthropoda; Insecta; Hymenoptera; Formicidae. Gene Ontology annotation, molecular function: tRNA binding. The record is from RefSeq and is a predicted model, not a curated record. Gene Ontology annotation, cellular component: elongator holoenzyme complex; nucleus; cytosol.
AUGCUAUUUCCUCCUAAAUGUAAAAAAUAACACGCUGUCUGAAUGUACACACAAAUUUGUAGCGAAUUGACACGCUGUUAAGCGCACGUAUCGUCAUCCACUUGUCAUUAAUUAUUUUAUUAUUAGUAAAUUAAAAGUAAAGUGUCACUAUUCCACUUUGUGAAAUCAGCCGCAUACAUACAUUAUACAUAAAAUGCCGUGCAUAGAAACAUUGCCUGUAUUAACAGGGGCAAAAAUGAUUAUUGUAGAUGAAGCAGUGGAUGUAAUGUACGCUAGACAACUAAUAACCGGCUGGAUCCAAUAUAUAUGGAAGAAGGAAGACUAUGAUGUCAAUCUCUUAACAUUUAACGAUGCAAGAUGUUGGCAUGACAAUACGUUAUUUUCAACAAAAUACACAGUCCACGAUUCUCGUAACAUUGAUCAUAAAUAUCGUUUGGGAAAUCUCUACUACACCUCUACUACACCUCUACUACCUCUACUUCAACGUGUACUUGACGAAACGUGUAUCGAAGAAAAUUCUCGGACUACAGUGAUUGUUGACUGCUUAAGUACCGUGAUUUUAUGGGCUGGUUUAACAAAGACUCUACAGUUUAUUAAACAGUUGAGUACAAGAGUGUCACAAAUCGUCUGCAUUUAUCGGAGAGAUCUUGUGCAGAAUAAAAUUCCUGAUAUAAUGACAUUGGGCACUACAUAUGUUAGAUUAGAAAAACUGGAAUUAGAUAAAAUUAAGCGACUUAAUACGAGCUACGCGGGACAUCACAUGUCGUCAUACAUCGCAAAACUUAGUCAUAAAAAGUUAACUGGCUCCGUGAUACAUCAAGAAGAAUUGGUGAGACAAAACAUUAAGACUUAUGAGAUCGAAUCCCAAGCGGUAGUACACAAGCCAAAUCAAGCGAAUACAAGUCAACCCGCAAAGAUCGAAUCAUCGUUUAGAAUAGAAACAAAUACUCGGGAGAUGGAGCAAAGGGACAAAACACCUUUACCCUACACCGUAAAUACAGCCAACACAUCUAAGAUAUUUUAUCAGCCAGAUGAUGCGGAUGAUAUAGAUGAAGACGACCCUGAUGAUGAUCUAGAUUUUUAAUUGCUAUCAGCGCUUGUAUGCACUCAACAAAUAUGGAUUUACAAAACUGAAUAUGUUCAUAUUCAGAGAUUUUGUAUGAUAAUAAUAAUAACAAAUAUGUAAUAUACUGCAUAUAAAACAAACUAGA